Onychostoma macrolepis is the source of this 1457-nucleotide messenger RNA. RefSeq names its product CMRF35-like molecule 2. The record is from RefSeq and is a predicted model, not a curated record. NCBI's taxonomy places the organism in Eukaryota, Metazoa, Chordata, Actinopteri, Cypriniformes, Cyprinidae. The transcript is spliced from 6 exons. Bases 351 to 1292 code for a protein of 313 amino acids.
ACACAGCCUCUGAGUGUCGACUCUGAGAGCUGUUACUUCACAGGACUGCAGAAGGAUACUUUCUCGAAAACACUACUACUUUCUCGAUCUACCAAGAAUUCAUUAUUUUUUUACGGAAUUUUACUGUUGUAAUGAAAAAAACAGGAUGUUACUGUCAGAAUAUGGCCGUAUUUUUACAGCAAUUUUUUACAGUGAUACACUGGCAGAAGACAAAGGAAGAGGAAGUUUGCAUCUCAUCACAUUCAUGAUUCACACACUGUCAGGAACCACCUGAAACACACCGAGAGCCUCAGACCCGUGUAGAGCUAAAUCUGCUGGUACCAGAGAAGAUCAUUGAGUAAGAGAGAAGAAUGAAGAUCAUCUGGACUUUCACUCUGCUGAUGAUUCCUGAUGUUGUGAUCUCCAUGAACGUGACAGGAUACCCAGGGGGUAAAGGCAUGAUCAAAUGCACAUAUCAGAAAAAAUUUACCCAAAACACUAAGUACUUUUGUAGAGGAAAGAUGCCAAAAACACCUCUGAUUGGAUGGUGCUCUGACCUCAUCAAGACUAAAGAGAAAGAUAAAUGGUUUGAUUCUGGAAGAUUCUCUCUGUAUGACGACACAACAGCAGCAGUUUUCAAUGUGACCAUCAGAAAUCUGAGUGAACAGGAUUCUGGGACAUACCAGUGUGCAGUUGAUAUCCGUAACUUUGAAGAUUCCUACACUGAAGUGAACAUUACAGUAGCAUCACCGCCAACAACACCAUCAUCAAUCACAACUCCACCUAUUUCACUUAAUUCCCAGCCAUCGACAUCUGAUUUCACAUCGGAUUCUCCAUCUGUCUCGAAUGGUUCGUCUCUGAUCAUCAUUGUGUCUGUGGUUCUUCUUCUGCUCAUCGUUGGACUCGUUUCAUGUAUAGUGACUGUCUGCAUGAAGCGUCAGGCUCGAGCUAAAGGCUCUGAUUCAGCCUCUAAAAUGCCUGAACCUAGAACAGAAAACAGUGAAGUGGUUCCUCAAACGCUGUACAUUUACGAGGAGAUUAAAGACACCAGACCUCACCCUGACUGCAAAACUGCCCAAUUACCCACAAUUACCACAGUUUAUGCUACUCCACAAUUACCCACAAGCCCUUCUGUUGAGUGGCAUAAACAGUGUAAGAAUCAGUUACCCACAAAUCCAUCUGAUUCUUGCACUGUUUAUGCUACUCCAGGGUUACCCAUAAACCCCUCUGAUUCUACUAAAACAGUCUAUGCUACUCCACAAUUACCCACAAACCCCUCUGAUUCUAUGAACACCGUUUAUGCUACCGUUUAACAAUGCUGAAGUUUGCAUGAGCCAUUGUUUACAGUAAAUACAUGUUUGUGAUUGACCUUUUCAGUUUGUUGCUGAAAUAAUAUAUGUAAAUUUAUCAAUAUGCUAAUAUGUAAUAUGAAAAUUGUGUUUAUUUGUAUAUAACUAUAUGAAAAAAAUAAAAGAUGA